This is a messenger RNA of Brenthis ino (lesser marbled fritillary), 993 nucleotides long. The record is from the annotation of a GenBank genome assembly. NCBI's taxonomy places the organism in Eukaryota, Metazoa, Arthropoda, Insecta, Lepidoptera, Nymphalidae.
AUGGAAUAUGGUCCAGAUUAUGGCACCGACUGGUUGUAUUUCAUAGACGACUAUGGCACAAAUCAUAUUAUGAAUUUUUCUUCGAUUCCUCGUGACACCCAUGACAUGUUGUUUGGUGAUGCAUAUUUUUAUUUAUAUACCAGAAACAAUUCUAAUGAACCUGAACAGGUUGUGGUUCCUAAGGAUGAUGAUCAUUUUCAAAGUGUUAAUUUUAAUAAGCUAAAUGAUAUAAGAGUGUUGACGCAUGGGUGGCUUUCUGCUGAAAGCGUAGGUUGGAUACAGAAAACUAAGAACUCCCUUUUAAGAGAAUAUGAUUUAAACGUAAUUACGGUCGACUGGAGUGAACUGUCAAAAAAUAUAAUUUACCCUUACGCGGCCUUUAGCACUCGCUAUGUUGGAAAACGUGUAUCAAAACUCCUCGAAGCUGUAGCAGCGACUUAUAACGUCUCAGGUCAUCGUAUUCAUUUAAUAGGGCACAGUUUGGGAGCACAGGUUAUGGGUUACGCUGGUAUGUUUUCAAACGAGAAAGUAUAUCGUGUCACAGGAUUGGAUCCAGCACGUCCACUCUUUGAAGUACCAAAAAUGCCACUAGAUUUUUGUCUUGAUAGCAGCGAUGCCAAUUUUGUAGAUAUAAUUCACACUUGUGGUGGAGUGUACGGUUACAGGAAUAGUUACGGCCAUGCAGAUUUCUAUCCUAACAACGGCCAACCAAUGCAACCUGGAUGUAGCGGCGCUCGCCAAGUAGCCGGUACUUGGUUUCCUAAUCAAUGUAGUUUAAUUGCAGAUUCCUGCAGCCACGGUAGGUCACAUGAAUAUUUUGAAGAGUCGAUUGAAUAUAAAUUCGAUGACGGUUUCAUAGCUUAUCCUUGUGAGAAUUGGAAAAAAUUUGAGAACGGCGAAUGUACAGAGAAUCCUUCAUUCAUGGGCUAUUCAGCCAGCGCCGACAGUAAAGGAAAUUAUUAUCUUUAUACUCGAAAUGAAUCAAAAUACGCA